Aquila chrysaetos chrysaetos is the source of this 3913-nucleotide messenger RNA. RefSeq names its product disabled homolog 2-like. Gene Ontology annotation, biological process: positive regulation of endocytosis; receptor-mediated endocytosis; negative regulation of canonical Wnt signaling pathway. The transcript is spliced from 16 exons. Lineage: Eukaryota; Metazoa; Chordata; Aves; Accipitriformes; Accipitridae. The record is from RefSeq and is a predicted model, not a curated record. Gene Ontology annotation, cellular component: plasma membrane. The coding region runs from base 273 to 2456 and encodes 727 amino acids.
CUGAUGCACUGAUGAUGAGAACACUGUUCUGAUCAACUGAUGAAAUGACAGUUGGCAAAUAGACUGAAAUGUAGGUACUGGGGGGAAGGGAGCAGCAUGAAGGAGGCAUUCCCUGUGGUGUCUAUUACCACACUUCUAUCCUGCUAAGUAGAUGAAUGUCACCCUUCCCUGUUUCUCAUUACUGGCUGUAUAUGAUCAAGACAGCUGGACCAUGUGCCCUAUUCUCCAAUAUACAUGGCAUAAACUAGAGGGGAACAGUUCCCAAGCUGUCUAUGAACUCUUCCACCACUUGUCUUCAAGCAGCAAAAAUAGCUGACCACCAUCUCAUCAUGUCUACUGAAGCUGAAACUACUACUAUCAACAGCCAGCCUGAGCAACAGGUUCCACUGAAAGCACAACCUUCAAAGAAGGAAAAAAAGAGAGGGUCAGAAAAGACAGAUGAAUCUCUCUUGUCCAGAUUCAAAGGUGAUGGUGUAAGAUACAAAGCUAAACUCAUUGGCAUUGAUGAUGUCCCAGAGGCAAGAGGUGACAAAAUGAGUCAGGAUUCAAUGAUGAAGCUGAAGGGAAUGGCAGUGGCUGCCCGCUUCCAAGGUCAACACAAACAGAAGAUCUGGGUGAACAUCUCCCUCUCUGGUAUCAAGAUAAUAGAUGAGAAAACUGGGGUCAUAGAACAUGAGCAUCCAGUAAACAAAGUCUCCUUUAUUGCUCGGGAUGUAACAGACAGUCGUGCCUUUGGCUAUAUUUGUGGAGGAGAAGGCCAACACCAAUUUUUUGCAAUAAAAACAGCACAACAGGCUGAGCCUCUAGUUGUUGAUCUUAAGGACCUCUUCCAGCUAAUAUAUAAUAUGAAGAAGAAGGAAGAGGAAGAUGGGAAAAAGAAUGGUAGCGAAGCACUAUCUGCUGAUCAAGCUGACAAACUGAAACGGGGAGUUGUCCAGAUGGACUUGUUUGGGGAUAUGUCAACGCCUCCUGAUGUGAGCAGUCCCACAGAAACUAAAGGGAUUCUGUUAGUGGAUCUAAACUCUGAAAUUGAGACCAAACAGACUUUUGUAAAAGAGGAUCUCUUCUUGAAUGGCAUCACAACCUCUCUUCCACAACCAAAGCCACAACCACCCUUCUUGCCUGAGAGUUCUUUCUCUACCAAUCUCAGCUUCUUUCCCACGCCUAAUCCAGACCCUUUCAGUGAUGAUCCUUUUGCACAGCCAGACCGACCUGCACUGCCUUUAUUUGAUUCUCUGAAAUCUGCUGAUCAGAAGAAGGAAAGUAUGAGUACCUUGCCACCGGUGGGUAAUAGUGCUUCAAAUGGUGAUAUUGACUACUUUGGUAAACAGUUUGACCAGAUUUCUAAUAGAACUGGCAAACAAGAAGCACUAACAAACCAGUGGCCAUUUGAGAGUAAGUUGCCUGCAGCAAGAACUCCAAAUGGGGUACCAGAGAGAGAACAGAAUGGCUUGCUUAAAGCCCCAUCAAACCUGUUUGUGGAAGGUCCUUCCAAAGGAGUAUCUCUGCAGAAUGGAGUAAAGCUGGAUUCUGAAAGCAAUAUCCAGCUCAUGUCACACGAGUCUAUAACAAUUAGCCCACCACCACAAAGUACCAAGCCAGGAAGAGGAAGGAGGUCUGUCAAGACUGCAUCAAAUGACUUAUUUAGCUCAGACUUGUUUGUGCCAACUACAGAGAGCCUCAGCUUGACCUCAGUGGCACAGACAGGACCUGUGCCAACUAAUCCACUGGACCUCUUCAAAACAAGUCCUACCACAGCACCUCCAUUGGCUGGUCUAGGUGGCUUGCUAGUAACUUCAUCACCAUGGAAUGUACAGACACCUGCCUUUACUCAGGCUGCAUCAGUCUUUCCUGGGUCUAUGAUGCCUGCUCAGCCUACAGGAUUUACUCAACCACUUGCCUUUGGUACUCAAGCAGUGCCAAGCUGGAGCCAGCCUGCAUCUUUUGGUCCAGCAGCCUCUCAGACCUCUAGUCUCUGGGCACAGCCAGCAGAAGUUCUAUCUACUUCAUGGGCACAGCCAUCCAGUGCUGUAAAUCCCUUCCAGAGUAGUGUGUUCCCAUCUUCAACACUACUUGCUCAGACCUCAUCUGUACUACCCUCCAUGUCAACAACUAGCCCACCUCAGCCACCAACUAGAACUGCACCUCAGAAGGAGCUAUCCAAGAGAGAGAGUGAUGCUUUUAUUGCUCUGGAUCCACUUGGCGAUAGAGAGAUGAAGGAUGUCAAGGAAAUGUUCAAAGAUUUCCAGCUGACAAAGCCACCUGCAGUACCAGCAAGGAGAGGAGAGCAGCAAAGCCUUUCAGAACCACCAAAGCCUGUUCCCCAACAAACUGUGCUGCCGGCUGAUGGCCUGUUUGAAAGUCAAGCUAAAACAGACCUUUUCAGUGCCUCAUCUGAAUCUCAGAAACCACCUUCUGGUCCUUUUGGUGAUCCUUUUGGCAAUCCAUUUGCAUAGAUCAGGCAUAACCAGAAAAUGACAAAUGGAAUAACUGGACCUCUUCUCAACAUGACUUUUCUACUUGUUUCAUUUUGCUGUCUGCCACUCUUGCUGCUGUUCCAUGAUGUCUGUAAUCUAAAACAUGUCCAGGUGGAUUGAAAUAUGAACCCUCAAAGAACAUGCUGUGAAGAUGAUAAUUCAGGGCAAAGCAAAUGGAAAGUUGGACUCAUGCUGAAGACCCAAAUUCAAAUUGGUGGAUGUUAAUUUUACUUUAGUUCUUAGCAAUCUUCCCCAGAAGAGCUUAGUAACAUUAAGUCGUGCGUCUUGUAAGUAUGGUCACCACAAUUCCUCUUUCUGUGGCACUUACUGUCCUAAAAUAUAGGAACUGAAUGUACCUGGGGAAGAAAUGCUGCCUUCACAUAAGGGAAUUGCAUUAGUAGCUAAAACUCCAUGCUUUAAACAACUAGGUCAGUUGCAUGUUAUCACAACAGCAGCCAGUUGUAAAGUUAAGUGGACACUACUCCUAAUUGGUGACUGGACAUAUGACUUGGUCUCUGAGCCACAAAGAUGUAAACUGUAUGGUGGUAGUGGGAAAUCCAAUACUUGUCCAUUUAACUAAUGGUAAAAGUAGCACUCUGCCAUAAAUGUGUAAUAAAGGGAUUAACUGUGGAGUCUGUAACAGAACUGCUGGGAUCCUGAAUACUAGAGGCCUACACUGUAGGAUCAGAUAAGCUGAAACACUUCUUGCAGAACAUUGAGGUAGUCAUGGACACUAAUUUGUCUUGGUGGUAAUCUGGCAUUUUUCAGGGAGGGAAAUCUACUAGGAUUGCCUUUUUAUUAAGGUGGCUUGGCAGACAAAUGGAACGAGCAGAUAGGCUUCUUGCGUGUGUAUAUCAGUGAUUGUCCCUGAUGUUGUUCAGUUUGAGUUGUCACAUGGUAUAAUGUGGCAUGUUUCCAGUAUGUUAGACAGCAGAAAGACAAUCAUGGCUUUUCACAAGGAAUCUAGGCAUGGAGUAAAGAUGUACCGCAUCUGUGCUAUUAAUGUGAGGUAGUCCUCAGUCUCUUGAAAACAGUGCCUUUUCUAAAGAACCUCCUUACUAACAGAUCUCUAAAUCAGUUGGUUAUAACUGACUGUAACAGCUACAUUCUUGGCCAGUGGUGAUGGCUGAUGUGUCAGAGGUUUUUCUGUUAAUGCUAAGUAACUUGAAAUAGUAUUGUUAAAUCAAAUGCCUAAGCAGUUGCUGAACUGGAGAGCUAAGAAAGUCAACUUGAAGACAGCCUUAGUACCAAAUUCAGCCAGUCAUGCAAUUAGUCUCUUUAUAUAAACUUCUCUUGCACUUUCUGUAAUACAAAAAAAAAAAGUUAUGAAUUUAAGUAUUUGUCUCAAACUGGAAAUGUAGAAACUUAUGGAUGUUACACUGUUAUAUAAAACUGUAGUAUCUCAAGUGAUGUUACCUAAUGACAUUAAAAAGAAG